Notolabrus celidotus (New Zealand spotty) is the source of this 3411-nucleotide messenger RNA. It is a transcript of the gene slc5a6a, whose product is annotated as solute carrier family 5 member 6a. Gene Ontology annotation, molecular function: sodium-dependent multivitamin transmembrane transporter activity. Gene Ontology annotation, cellular component: membrane. The record is from RefSeq and is a predicted model, not a curated record. Bases 336 to 2264 code for a protein of 642 amino acids. Gene Ontology annotation, biological process: biotin transport; sodium ion transport; pantothenate transmembrane transport. The transcript has 18 exons. Lineage: Eukaryota; Metazoa; Chordata; Actinopteri; Labriformes; Labridae.
GGCACCACAGCACCUAGUGUCAAGGAGAGUGGGCGGUCUGUCAGAGUCUGACCCCACGAACAGAUGCUAGUGGAGUUGUGCAUUAAAGCCUCAGUGUUUUGGCAGCAGAGCGGAUUUAAAGGGGCAGUGAUUGGAUGUGGUCUCACAGAUUCUCCCUUCCAGUGAGCCUGAAGUUUCUGAGGCCAGUGUGUGCCAGCAGCAGCCACAGCAGCAGCUUAAUCCCACACGUUUCCUUCUGAGUCUCGCUAUGGGUCCGGAACUUUCAUAGGUGCUGUGAUCGCCCUCCGAGGCCGUGCUUCCAACAGCCUCCCCAGCUCCCCUCGCUCAGCGUCACCAUGGGGGAGGUCGUUCAGAUGCACUUCACUACGGUGGACUACGUCAUCUUCGCCCUGCUGCUGGUGGCCUCAGCUGGCAUCGGCCUUUUUUAUGCCUUCUCUGGUGGACGCCAGCGCACCACGCAGGAGUUCCUCAUGGCCGACCGCUCCAUGAGCUGCCUGCCCGUGUCUCUGUCCCUGUUGGCCACGUUUCAGUCCGCUGUAGCCAUCCUGGGUGCUCCGUCUGAGGUGUACACCUUCGGGACUCAGUACUGGUUCCUGGGCUGCUCGUACUUCUUGGGCCUGCUCAUCCCAGCUCACAUUUUCAUCCCAGUCUUCUACAGGCUGAGAUUGUCCAGUGCCUAUGAGUAUCUGGAGCUGCGCUUCAACAAGACUGUGCGCAUAUGUGGGACUGUGACCUUCAUCUUUCAGAUGGUCAUCUAUAUGGGUGUGGUCUUGUAUGCUCCGGCCCUGGCACUCAAUGCAGUGACAGGUUUUGAUCUGUGGGGGGCGGUGCUGGCCAUGGGAUUGGUGUGCACGCUCUACACAGCUUUGGGCGGUCUGAAAGCAGUGAUCUGGACGGAUGUGUUCCAGACGGUGGUGAUGUUUGCAGGCCAGCUGGCCGUCAUCGUGGUCGGGGCGAGUCAGGCAGGGGGGAUAUCAGAGGUGUGGAAGAAAGCAGUCAAUGGCAGCCGCAUCGCUGGACUUGACCUGAACCCGGACCCCCUGGAGCGCCAUACUUUUUGGACCCUCGGUGUGGGAGGAGUCUUCCUGAUGUUGGCUCUGUACGGGGUCAACCAGGCCCAAGUCCAGAGAUACCUCAGUUCUCGCACAGAAAAAGAGGCCAUCAUGUCCUGCUAUGUAGUUUUCCCAUGCCAGCAGAUAGUCUUGUGUCUCGGCUGUAUGAUGGGUCUGGUCAUGUUUGCUCGCUAUGGAGAGGACAGCCCUCUGGACAAGGGCUACGUCAAGACCAACGACCAGAUGGUGCUGUACUUUGUCAUGGAUGUGUUCAAGGACCUGCCCGGGCUCGCAGGACUGUUUGUGGCCUGUCUCUUCAGCGGAGCUCUGAGCACCAUCUCUUCAGCCUUCAACUCGCUUGCAACGGUAACAAUGGAAGACCUGAUCAAACCUCAUUUCCCCAACAUGACUGAAGCUAAAGCGACACUGCUGUCCAAGGGGCUGGCGUUGGUGUAUGGCCUGGUGUGUCUGGCGAUGGCUUACCUGGCUUCUCUGAUGGGAUCCGUGCUGCAGGCAGCCUUCAGCAUCUUUGGGAUGGUGGGCGGACCUCUGCUUGGCCUCUUCUGUCUGGGGCUGUUUUUCCCCUGGGCCAACCCCACAGGCGCAGUGGUCGGGUUAGUCGCAGGUCUAGCGAUGGCCUUCUGGAUUGGUAUUGGCAGCUUCGUGAUGCGUAUGUCUGUUCCUCCCGUGAUGCCACCACUGAACGCCACGGCCCUCCCGCUGUUCGACAACAUGACCACGACCCUCAUGACUGCAUUGGUCACUGCUCCGACAGCCAAGCCAAGGCCCACAGGUGUCGAGGCCCUCUACUCUUUGUCCUACAUGUGGUACAGCGCUCACAACUCAACCACCGUGGUCGUGGUGGGACUGAUAGUCAGCUUUCUAACAGGACCCAUGAAGGAGAAAGAGCUGACCCCUGGCACCGUGUUUCCAGUCCUGGGCACGCUGCUCUUCUUUCUGCCUGAGCGCUACAGAGAGAAGCUCUGCUGCAUCACUCCUCUGUCUCCAAAGCCCAAAGAGAUCAACACACAGCCUUAUCAGAUGGCCAAGAAAGACAGCAGCGGAGCGACGUUCUGCAAGGACGACGCGGUGACGAAGAACACUGAGACUGAGAGCGACAGAACGCCGACGGAGGAGGAAGACUUGGAAACCAGGAUCGCUCUGCCCUCUUGUCAGCUGACGGCUCACACAGUUCAGGAGACCGCCUUGUGAUCUUUGUUUUGUCAGACUUACACACAAGAAGCACAGUUUCACCUGCAGUAAGUCGGUGAAGGUGCAGUCAAACAGAUAAAAGAUGAAAAGGUCGUCACAAAGUCAAAUGUCCAGAAGGUCCGCAGCACCAAAUCAGUAUGUGUGUGUUUUUAGAGGAUUAAUCAGUAGAAUCUGAUUAUAGACCAGGCUUAUGGACUUCAAAGUCUGUGUGAGGAGAAGGUCUGCAGUGGGACCUGUUAAUAUUUAUAUUUUUAAAGACAUGUCUGAAAACAACUUCUGCCAGGCUGGAUCUGUGCGUUGGAAGCUCUCAUAGCAGCAAACAAAGAAGAAACACGUCAGCUGAUCUCUACAGGCAUCCCGGGGAACCCUUGAUGCAUGCAAGUCUCUGCAGCUGUGUGCCAAUGAAUGUGUGGGGCUCAAAGUGGGUCGCUCUCCUGUCCCACUCUGACACAAACCCGUCUGUUUGACUCAGAAUCAGGUAGUUACAUGAAACAUGUACAAUAUGUUAUUUUUGUAGAGAGAACAGACGUAUGAGAGAGUCCCAGAGUAUCUAUGAGACUGGACUUCAGCAGACGGCAAAACAGGUAUUUCUGAUGAUUGAUGUUGUAGUGUCUUAACAUGGCCUUGGUUAAUUACAGAGAGGCGCCUUCCAGCUGCUACUACAGAUGUGUAACUCCUGAGUCACGUGUGCUUAGCUAUGUGGUCAGGUGGGAACAGAACUGGACUGUAGUGGAAGUCAAAUCUGAUCUAGUGGUCCUAUCAGUGUGUCAGGAAGCAAAACAGUGAUGUGAAAGCUGCUGUGUCCCCAUGUGUUUCCUGAUUGUGUGCACAAAGAAAGUAUUAAGGUACUGGUUUUAUGUUGUUUUAUGCAUCAAAUCAGGGUUGAGCCCAGCUUAGAAUGUGGUCCGCCAAAUCCUGAGUUCAAUGUGAAGACUGGAAUAUUAGUUUCAGUCUCCCUCGUCACCCUGCAGAAGUCUCAUGUUUAUCGUUACCUGCAGGAACAUUCAUUACCUCCACCUGCCAGACGACGUCACAUUUCUAUCCUGCUGCUCUCUGCUUCACGUCAUCUCGCCCUCAGUUUCCUGCCUCUUAGCUCGAGCAGCGUAGACGUCAGACAUCUGGAUCUUGUUGUUUUUUUUAACCAUAA